AUGGCGAAUCACGGAGAUAUCGCCAAUGUGCGACAGCGUUCCAAAUCAGAUUCGACAGUGUCAUCUGCUGCAAAUAUGUCAAGAAAUGAUGUGGCAAUGAAAAGGCAAAUUAGUCUAUUUAAUAGUAUAACUAUUAUCAUAGGCUGUAUUAUUGGAUCGGGAAUAUUUAUCUUUCCAAAAGGUGUUCUGCAGUACAGUGGUUCUGUUGGUAAUGCAUUGAUUGUGUGGAUUCUGUGUGGUGUCAUUGCUACAUUAGGUGGUAUAUGUUAUGCCGAACUGGGAUCUUCUAUCAAGAAAGGCGGAGGCGAAUACACUUAUAUAAAAGAAGCCUUUGGCAAAUUUCCUGCUUUCUUGAUGCUGUGGGUGAAUUUUGUGAUCUUAAUACCCGGAGGCGCUGCUAUAAUUGCACAGACAUUUGCAAUAUAUUCUAUUGCACCAUUCUACCCAGACUGUGAUCCUCCGGCAUUGGCGGUGACACUUGUGGCCGAAGCAUGCUUAAUCCUAGUAUAUUCAUACAACUGCUACAGCGUGCGGGGUGUAACAUCAAUUCAAGAUAUUUUUACUAUUGGUAAAAUUGCUGGUUUGGGUAUAAUUAUAUGUGGCGGUAUUGCUUUCCUGGUAAUGGGCAGAACGGAAAAUAUAGAAGAUCCAUUCACGGGUCCUGGCACUAACAUAUUUCGACUUUCACUGGCAUUUUACAAUGGACUGUUUGCAUAUAUUGGUUGGUCAAAUAUGAACAACAUGGCCGAAGAAAUUAUAAAUCCACACAGAAAUUUCCCCAUUGCAAUAAUCUCGUCCAUGUUAAUAAUCACCAUUAUUUACGUACUGACGAAUGUCUCGUACUUCACAAUCCUAUCGCCACAAGAAUUAUUAUCUUCUAACGCAGUUGCUGUGACAUGGGGUGAUAAAAUUUUAGGUAGUGCGAGUUGGUUGAUUCCAAUUACUGUUGCGCUGUCUACAUUCGGUUCUCUUAACGGAGGCGUUUUGGCGAAUUCAAGAUACGUCUAUGUUGGAGCUAGAGAUGGUCUACUCCCGACAUUACUAAGUAUGAUACACACUAAGUUUCUCACGCCUAUGCCGAGUCUUAUUGUCACGAUGGUUAUCACUUGUACAUUAUGUCUAUAUAAAGACACUGGGAGUUUAGUCACUUACAUUGGUUUCUCCUAUUGGCUGUUUGUGGGUAUCGUCACUACAGGUUUGCUUUGGCUGCGUUAUAAACAACCCAAUCUUCACCGACCAUUCAAGGUGCCCAUUGCAAUCCCGAUAUUGUUCGCUCUCAUUUGUUAUUUUCUGGUGGUCUUGUCUAUCUUUGUUGCGCCACUUGAAGCGGCGAUUGGAACAAUCAUAAUAUUAACAGGAAUACCUGUCUAUAUUUAUGCAGUUAUGUGGAAAAGCAAACCAGCGUUGCUAAGACGUUUUCUUGAUGAGAUGAUGAUGUUCUUUCAACGGUUAAUGAACGUUGUGCAACAAGAGGUGGAAACCUAUUGA
This is a messenger RNA of Saccoglossus kowalevskii, 1488 nucleotides long. RefSeq names its product large neutral amino acids transporter small subunit 1-like. Gene Ontology annotation, cellular component: membrane. Lineage: Eukaryota; Metazoa; Hemichordata; Enteropneusta; Harrimaniidae. Gene Ontology annotation, molecular function: L-amino acid transmembrane transporter activity. The record is from RefSeq and is a predicted model, not a curated record. Gene Ontology annotation, biological process: amino acid transmembrane transport.